AUGGAUAAUCAGUUUGUUAAGUUUGUUGUCUCAGCAGCGCUCUUUCUGUUUGGAAUCGUGUCUAUUCUACUCCUGACUGUAUCUAUACAUGAAAUAAGAGAGCCACCGGAGUACAUGUAUGGGAUUGUGCUGGAUGCUGGCUCCUCACACACUGCCUUGUACAUCUACAGAUGGCCGGCGGACAAGUUAAAUGGCACAGGUGUGGUCACCCAGCAUAGCGAGUGUCAUGUCAAAGGAGGAGGAAUUUCUAGUUAUGCUGGGCAGCAGGGUGCAGCAGGCCACAGCCUUGAGGCGUGCUUGAAGCAGGCCAAGCGGGACAUUCCCCCAGACAGACAUCACUGCACCACUGUGUAUCUAGGAGCUACUGCUGGCAUGAGACUUCGGAAGUGA
Molecule: messenger RNA, 390 nt
Organism: Sinocyclocheilus rhinocerous
Lineage: Eukaryota; Metazoa; Chordata; Actinopteri; Cypriniformes; Cyprinidae
Product: ectonucleoside triphosphate diphosphohydrolase 2-like
Exons: 3
Coding region: 1-390 (129 amino acids)
Biological process (GO): nucleoside diphosphate catabolic process
Cellular component (GO): plasma membrane
Molecular function (GO): UDP phosphatase activity; ribonucleoside triphosphate phosphatase activity; GDP phosphatase activity
Source: RefSeq, a predicted model, not a curated record